GUCAGCUUGGUGGCUGUUAGCAAGACGAAGCCAACAUGGAUGAUACGUACUUUAUAUGAGCAUGGACAUCGUCACUUUGGUGAGAACUAUAUACAAGAACUAGAGAGUAAGUCAGUUGAGUUGGGAGACUUGUCAGACAUUAAAUGGCACUUCAUUGGAAGCAUUCAAUCAAAUAAGAUCAAAGGAUUAUGUACAGUGAAGCAUCUUUCAAUGGUGGAGACUGUUGAGAAACAGUCCACUGCAGACAGGUUCGCCAAAUCAUGGAUGGACGAGCAUUCACAACUACCAAUAAUGGUUCAAGUUAAUACAAGUGGUGAGGAGUCCAAGAGCGGCUGUGACCCAAGCCAAGUUGUGGACAUUGUCCGACAUAUCAUUAGUAAUGAUGUAUGCAAGAAGUCACUAAAGUUCGCUGGUCUGAUGACCAUUGGCAGUCCAAACGCAGGUGUAGACCAGCCUGAUUUCAAGAAACUGGUACAAUGUCGAGAGAUGAUUGUCCAACAGCUUGGACUGCCUUUGGAUGCAAUUGGAUUGAGCAUGGGAAUGAGCCACGACUACAUUGAUGCUAUCAAAUUCGGAAGCACCAGUGUAAGAGUUGGAAGCGCGAUAUUCGGAGAGAGGGACUAUUCG
Molecule: messenger RNA, 627 nt
Organism: Acytostelium subglobosum LB1
Lineage: Eukaryota; Evosea; Eumycetozoa; Acytosteliales; Acytosteliaceae
Exons: 5
Cellular component (GO): intracellular anatomical structure
Molecular function (GO): pyridoxal phosphate binding
Source: RefSeq, a predicted model, not a curated record